Messenger RNA from Plutella xylostella (diamondback moth), 1178 nucleotides. Its product is annotated as pancreatic triacylglycerol lipase-like. The record is from RefSeq and is a predicted model, not a curated record. Gene Ontology annotation, biological process: lipid catabolic process. Gene Ontology annotation, molecular function: lipase activity. Lineage: Eukaryota; Metazoa; Arthropoda; Insecta; Lepidoptera; Plutellidae.
GGCCUAUCCAGGUGUGGUAUUAUACUAAAGAUUAUCUGAUAAUUCAGAAAUCAUUUGCAAAUAUAAAUUGGCAUACAAUCAAAACAUAGCUUGUAGUAUACCGAAAUAGGCUGGUCUGUAAACAUGAAACUGUUACUGGUGGUAGCAGCCGUGGCGGCCGUAUGCGCCGGUAGUGCGAUCCCAACGAUCCCGGGCGACAACAGCCACUACGUGGAGGGGGUGAGCCGUUACAUCUGGAUGCCGGACGGCGAGGGGAGGCCAGUACUCGUAGACCUGGACGAGCCCGUCGACCAGGAACUGCUGAGGGAGGCCAGGAAUGGAGCCAACAACCAGUACUGGCUUUACACCAGGAGGAACCGUCAGAACCACCAGCUGCUGGUCAACGGGAACGCCAACAGCAUCAACAACUCCAACUUCGUCCGCGGCCGCCCCAUCAAGGUCAUCGUGCACGGCUGGAACAACAACGGACGCAGUGAUGUCAACACCCUUGUGACUGCUGCAUUCCUCGACGUCCAAGACUGCAACGUGAUCGUGGUAGACUGGAGCCGCCUGGCCAGUGGCACCUACAACAGCGCAGCCAAUGGCGUCCCCGAUAUCGGCCGCCAUCUUGGAAACUUCCUCGUGUGGCUCGUCGGCCAGACCGGGUCCAACUGGAACAACGUCCACUUGGUCGGGUUCAGUCUGGGCGCUCACGUGGUCGGCAACGCUGGACGUACUGCCGGCAGGAGGCCUAGGAGGAUUACAGGUUUGGACCCGGCCGGUCCCCGUUGGGGAGGCAACAACAACGCACUGAACCGCAACGACGGUCAAUACGUCGAAGCCAUCCACACUGACGGCGGUCUGCUGGGCAUCAUGGACUCCAUCGGCAACGCUGACUUCUACCCCAACGGAGGCAGGAACCCCCAGCCCGGCUGCCGCAUCAGCACAUGCUCCCACGGACGCUCGUACGAAUUCUUCGCGUCAACGGUCAGAAACAACCACUUGCAAGGACGCAAGUGCCCCAACAUCUGGGAGGCGGAGCUCGGCACCUGCAGCGGGUCGACUAUGCGCAUGGGCAACGCUGACCUGAACAAGAAGGGUGACGGUCUCUACGCCCUGCGGACUGGAAGCAGCUUCCCUUUCUAAACAAACCAAACGGAUGACGUGAUGAUAAUGAAGCAACACACCGAGUAAUAUAA